Puma concolor (puma) is the source of this 999-nucleotide messenger RNA. NCBI's taxonomy places the organism in Eukaryota, Metazoa, Chordata, Mammalia, Carnivora, Felidae. The record is from RefSeq and is a predicted model, not a curated record.
AUGGGCUAUGACACAGCUGUGAAAGUCAAAGAGCUCCAGACCGGCAAUGAUGCUAACUUCUCUGGAAGGAACCUGACGCUUCUCAAAGGGCUUCGUAAAGACGACUGCUUCCGAAGCUCUUGGCAGCCCUACAGCCUGACCGGGCGGGAGGUCCUGACACCCUUCCCAGGGCUGGGCACCGCUGCGGCCCCAGCACAGAGCGGGGCCCACCUGAAGCCGUGUGACCUGCUGAAGCUGUCCCGCCGACAGAAACAGCUCUGUUUCAAGGAGACGGCCUUCCUGUAUGCAAUGUCCUCCGCUGCCCUCACCCACACUCUGGCCCGGGCCUGCAGCGCCGGGCGCAUGGAGCGCUGCACCUGUGAUGAUUCUCCGGGCCUGGAGAGCCGGCAGGCCUGGCAGUGGGGCGUGUGUGGCGACAACCUCAAGUACAGCACCAAGUUCCUGAGCAACUUCCUGGGGCCCAAGAGAGGAAGCAAAGACCUGAGGGCACGGGCGGACGCUCACAACACCCACGUGGGCAUCAAGGCAGUGAAGAGUGGCCUCAGGACCACAUGUAAGUGCCACGGUGUGUCGGGCUCCUGUGCCGUGCGCACCUGCUGGAAGCAGCUCGCCCCGUUCCGCGAGACGGGCCAGGCGCUAAAACUGCGUUAUGACUCAGCUGUCAAGGUGUCCAGUGCCACCAACGAGGCCUUGGGCCGCCUGGAGCUGUGGGCGCCCGCCCGGCCAGGCAGCCCCACCAAGGGCCCGGCCCCGCGGCCCGGGGACCUGGUCUAUAUGGAAGACUCGCCCAGUUUCUGCCGGCCCAGCAAGUACUCGCCCGGCACGGCGGGCAGGGUGUGCUCCCGGGAGGCCAGCUGCAGCAGCCUGUGCUGCGGGCGGGGCUACGACACCCAGAGCCGCCUGGUGGCCUUCUCCUGCCACUGCCAGGUGCAGUGGUGCUGCUACGUGGAGUGCCAGCAGUGCGUGCAGGAGGAGCUCAUGUACACCUGCAAGCAUUAG